AUGUCUCAGGCUAAGGUGAGUUAAAAUACGAUGUUUUUUAGAGGCAGGGUAAGGCAAAAAAAAAAUUUUUGUCCGAGAACUUUUGUGCCAAAGAUAGACUGAUAAAGAAAAAUAAGAUUUUUUUUCAAAGUUUGAGUAAAAUACGAGUUUUAAAUUCAUUAUUUUCUUACUUUUUCAGCCAGACUACUCGAAACCAGGCCAGGUUUUGUCCCAGGCCCAGUUGGAGUUCUAUAAUAAGAAUGGUUAUAUUGUACUGAAAAAUGUGGUCUCAAAGGCUGAACUACAACGUUAUUUGUAAGUCUAUGACAGUAUAUUUGUAAUCGUUUAUUAUAUUUUUAAAAUUCGUACUUAGUUUUGCCAUAUUAAAUUUUUUAAACAUUGUACUUGAUAUUAGAGGCUGUUUUAAACAAAAUUAAAAUACGACCGGUAAAGUUCAAUAAAAAUAGGAACUUUUUAUGGAAAAUGGUGAAGAUUAAGAUGAUUUAUUAUAUCUGUAAAACGCUUUUCUAGAUUUUUACUGUAAAGAAAGUUAUUGCGAUUUUUCGACCAACCAUCGUGAUUUCUCUCAAAUUUUUGGGCUGGGCUUUAAUGACAAAGCAAAACAUGGGUUAAAAAACAUAAAAUUUGAAAAUAAUUAUAAGUUACUGAUAAAAUGAUAUCUUUGCUUUAAAAAUUUAUUUGCACUUUUUAAAAAUUUGUUUUGUAAAUAAAGUUAUUGCCGUUUUCCCUGAAACACUCCAAUAAAAAGCUUCUUUUGCUUUUUUGCAGCCUGCGGGUGACAAUUUAUACGAUGUUUCUAAUUUUUAUGUAAUUUGUUGUUUUGUAAAGAAAGUUUUUGCCAUUUUUUGUUAUGUAAAGAAAGUUUUUGCCAUUUUUUGUUUUGUAAAGAAAGUUUUUGUCAUUUUUUGUAUUGUAAAGAAAGUCUUUGCCAUUUUUUGUUUUGUAAAGAAAGUUCUUGCCAUUUUUUGUUUUGUAAAGAAAGUUAUUGCCGUUUUCCUCAACCAAUCCAAUAAAGCUCUAAUCUCCUUUUCAGAACCAGAUUCCGCCAGAUAUGUGAAGGAAAGAACGUUCCAUCCGAGAUGAUAGUGAUGCGUGAUGUUGCUAUAGCCCAGUCCGAGUUCAAAAGUGGCGAGAAGGCUAUAACAAAGCUUCAGGACUUCAACUUCGACCCAGUUUUGUUCGAUUUUUGUCGAAAUCAGUCGAUUUUGGACGUGGUAAACGACUUGAUUGGCUCUGACGAUGGUAAUAUCAUGUCUAUGCACACGAUGUUGAUCAACAAGCCUCCGGAUUCUGGAAAGCUGACUUCAAGACAUCCGCUGCAUCAGGAUUUACAAUAUUUUCCGUUCAGGCCGGCUGAUUACAUUUGCUGUGCCUGGACUGCCAUGGAGAAGGUGAAUAGACAGAAUGGAUGUUUGGUGGUGGUGCCUGGAAGUCACAAGGGAAGAUUGCUGGAUCAUCAUUAUCCGAAGUGGGAGGUAAGGAAGUUUUUAUACUGUUAUAUUUUGUUUUGGCGGGGAUUUUGGACUGGUGAGGAGAAGGAGAUAAGAGCGGUUAGACAGGGUAAAUGUGAGGGGGGGGAGAGAUGAUACAAAAAACGGGCGAGUAAGCAGGGCAGGAUGAGUGGAAAAGUGGAGGAGGGGGUAGUUUAAGGGACUAGGCAGGAAGGCAAGGGAAUUGGUAGGGAAUGGUAAAUAGAGGGGAGUAGACCUGGGUAAGUAGGGAGGGGUAAAUAUAAGAGGGGGGGGGGCUGGGAGGUAAGGGGAGAGUAAAAAAAUCUUUAACUUUUACAUUUUUUUCGAUUUGGUGCGGGCGGAGUAAAACUUUUUUCAAAAAAUUUUUUUGGGGGGGGGCGGGGGGGUUUUACCCUGCCCAAAGUUUUAAAUUGCUCAAUAAACCAUACCCCUUCUCUACCGCAUCUUAUCUUUCCUGCUUUGUAUUCCCUUGCCUUGCAUUGCCUCACCCUGUCUUGUCUUACUCUCAUCUGUCUUAACCUGCCCUGCCUUACUCUGCAUUGCCUUGCUUUACUCUGCUUUGCCCGCCUUACGCUGAUCUGCCUGCCCUGUUCUGCCUUGCCUUACCGUGCCUCACCUUACCUUACCCUUCUUUACUUUUGUUUGCUUUACCUUGCUCUGUCUUCCCAUUUCUUGUCUUACCCUGCCCUGCCUUACCCUGCCCUACCUUAAGCAACUCUCUCUUACCUUUUGUCUAAUUAAAGUUUUUUUAGGGCGGAGUAAACAAAGCCUACUACGGUAUUCAAGACUACGAUCCAAACACGAAGAAAGUCUAUGUCGAAAUGGAAGCCGGGGAUACUGUAUUCUUUCACCCUAUUCUAAUCCAUGGUAGUGGUACUAACCGUACUGAUGGCUUCAGGAAGGCCAUCUCAUGUCAUUAUGCUAAUGGCUCCAAGUGUAACUAUAUUGAUGUUACUGGUACUAAUCAAGAGGUUUUGGCCAAGGAAAUCGUGGAAAUGGCCAAGGCCAAGUGUCUAAAGAGGGGUAUUGAGUGGCCGAAUUGGAGUUUCGCCGACGUUUGGAGGGUCCGAGGAAGACCGGUCGGUAAUGACCGGGCUCAUUUAUAG
Bursaphelenchus okinawaensis is the source of this 2578-nucleotide messenger RNA. The record is from the annotation of a GenBank genome assembly. Lineage: Eukaryota; Metazoa; Nematoda; Chromadorea; Rhabditida; Aphelenchoididae.